AUGCCACGCCCGACUUACUUGCGAUCUGCAAUAGAUGUUCAUAUUAAAUGGAAACAAAUUCAGGGUGUGGGGGAGGGGACCGGCACGUGUACAGCGAUCAGCUGUUGGAGGGGUCAACGGACGGCUCGGCCGGGCCGGUUAACAUCGCCUCGCAAGAAAGGCGGUCGAGUCAUUGCACUGGCGACCGGCGACCGGCAGCGAGGCUGCUCUGAACCGACGAGUUCACGACGUGGACCCCAACUGGUGAUGGAUGACUCAGAACGACCUUCGAUCACGAAGGGCCUCAUAUAUAGGAUAGUUGACAACCUCGGUGGAGAUGAUCGCGGAACCUUACCCAGUGAACCGCGGCUCAUGCGGCCGAUCCACCGCGGGGAUUAUGUGUUCCUGGACUCUGAUAAAUACUUACAUAGCAUCGGUAAUGAUCGCGGUGGGACGGAUCAUUUAGCACUACGAGGAAUGAACAUUGUAUGUUUUGUAAUGUACGGGCCAUGGAGAUGA
This is a messenger RNA of Danaus chrysippus (African queen), 498 nucleotides long. NCBI's taxonomy places the organism in Eukaryota, Metazoa, Arthropoda, Insecta, Lepidoptera, Nymphalidae. The record is from the annotation of a GenBank genome assembly.